GUUGCCAUGACGAUUUAUAACUGCUCUCUGUUUCUCUUUCGCUUGCCUUAUCGACAAUUUGUUAGAAAAAUAACCACACUCAAAAAUGCAUCCGAUAAACUUCACCCUAAUGUAAUUCUAACAGAAGAAAAUAAGAAAGCGUGCAUCUCAAGACUGAAACAACUGCGACCUAUGAAGAUAAAGGACAAUGAAAAAAAAGCUGCUGUGCUGGUACCACUUUGUUUGUACAAUAAUGAAUUAGGAUUGUUGUACACCCUUAGAUCAUUUAAGCUGAGCACCAACAGAGGCCAGGUGUCGUUUCCUGGUGGAAUACAGGAUAGUGAAGACAAAAGCUACGAAGAAACCGCGGUCCGCGAAACCUGGGAAGAACUAAGACUUCCCAGAGAUAAAGUAGAAAUCUGGUCCCGAGGGAACUUCGUCGGCAGAAAUGACGUCGAUGUGAUGCCGGUGGUUGGUUUUGUUGGAGAAAUUGACCCCAAGAAAUUGGAUAUCAACUCCGAAGAAGUUGACGAAGCUUUUGUGGUAAGUUUGAAGGACUUAUGCGAUCCAGAUAAGUCCGGGUACACUUAUUUUAAGAAAGGGUUUCUCUUGCCGGCUUACACGGGUGGUAAGCAUCGAAUUUGGGGGCUCACUGCUGUCAUCACUCAUGUUAUUAUGAAGACUCUGGCUCCUGAGUUAUUUGUAGUGCAGUUGAGAGGACUUAUCGUCAGGGAAAAUUGGUUGUGA
Messenger RNA from Cotesia congregata, 726 nucleotides. The record is from the annotation of a GenBank genome assembly. NCBI's taxonomy places the organism in Eukaryota, Metazoa, Arthropoda, Insecta, Hymenoptera, Braconidae.